Bursaphelenchus okinawaensis is the source of this 993-nucleotide messenger RNA. NCBI's taxonomy places the organism in Eukaryota, Metazoa, Nematoda, Chromadorea, Rhabditida, Aphelenchoididae. The record is from the annotation of a GenBank genome assembly.
AUGAUGUCCUUCAAAUCUUUUGAAGACAUGAUACCUUUUGAGGCUAUGUGUGUACCAAGUGACGAGCUUACAUCAAGCGACUUGUCUUUGGAGUCUCAUGUCUCAACGACCGAACCUCUCUUUGGUGGAUAUGGAGCUUCAACCAACAUACAAGCUUCAGAAGGAUUCGUCACGUUGAAUUUUUCGCCCAAUGUCGACCAAUCUAUGUCGUCGACCUUGCCAUUCUUUGAGCCGUUGUCUUGGUGGUCGACGGUGGCUCAAGAAUAUCGUCCUGAGGACGACAAGGAGUAUAUGAAUGCGUUGGAAGCUGAAGUAGAAGACCGAGACAAAACCAACAAAUCGCUGUUCACUACGAUAGACUGCCGAAUCUGGACAUUGAACCAACUCCGAGCGUCACUACACUUCCCCCUCAAAAAAAACGUCGCUUUUGAAACACGUAAGUUAUUAAUUGUACGAUAUAGACAUGGAAAAAGGUUUUUCGAAGCGUUCUUUGUAACAUAGGCCUACUGUAGUAUUACACUUUAUUAUAAUAGAGCCGAGCGAUUCCUGGUGCUGCUGAAGUCCUACAACCGGCUUCCAGUUAGGCCAACUACAAGGCGGUUCGCGGCAGCCACCGAGAUGGUGGAGCUAAUGUCUUUGAUGUCGGUAGGCCGCGAAUUGUUGAUUGCGACCAUCUACCAAAGAGAGGACAAUGGUAACCUGGCCGAAUACGUCCGCGGACGAGGAAUGAUUUUGGUCGAUGCCUUGCUGAAGCACAGUGUGGGGGUGCUUGCGUCUGUACUGAUUCACGAGUUGGGCCAUGCGUACCACUGCACUAUGCUUAAGAGCAGCUGGCAGCACUACGAAAGGGCGGCUGACGCCGAGCGGCGUAGAGCUGCUCGGGAACAUCGUUCUUAUCGCUGCCCAGGACAUAACGAGGCGUGGAGCUGGUGCUGUGAGGAAGUUCAGUACAGGUUAGGCAUUGAUUUUAUUCCAAUCUUUGAAACAUUUUAG